Messenger RNA from Schizophyllum commune H4-8, 1045 nucleotides. RefSeq lists its product as uncharacterized. The transcript is spliced from 3 exons. The record is from RefSeq and is a predicted model, not a curated record. Bases 171 to 707 code for a protein of 178 amino acids. NCBI's taxonomy places the organism in Eukaryota, Fungi, Basidiomycota, Agaricomycetes, Agaricales, Schizophyllaceae.
GUGAGGACCUCCUCAGGCACUUACAUCGGGGCGCAUGGCCGGCGGCGUCGUUACUCCGCGUAGCGAUCCAUUAUAAAAGGUCAGGGAGUCUCGUCCACUCAACCUACACCCGCCCUUCAUCUCCGACCAAGAGCCUCACAGCAUCCUACUCAUCCACUCACUCUCUCAUAAUGCUCUCCGCUUUCAUCCCCCUCGCUCUCGCGGCCGCCGCUAGCGCCAAGACCCUGCGCGCCUCGACGACCUCGCCCUACGGCCAGUCGUCGCUCAACCUUGAGCCCUUCAACACGACUUACGGCGUCGCGCUCUCCGGGCGCAACCCCGUCCAGACCACCAUCCGAGCAGACCUCGACGACGCGGGCAACCUCGUCAUGGAGUGCCCAAAGGCCGGGUACAUCGCUGCCCUCAUCCCCACGGACCCUGUGCAGGACCCGGCGGCGUACCACGUCCAAUUCGUCGAGUCGGCGGAGGCGCUGCCGGCGGAGGCCAUUGUCGGCGGCUGGGCACUGUCCGCUGACCGCUCCGGCCUCAGCAAUGACAGCUACACCAAGGUCGAGAACACGCUGAUAGGGCAGGGCAUGUACACCGCGCUCAAGGUCGGCAACGACGAGGGCUACUUCCUGUCGUGGCUCAACGACACGGCGGAGCACCACUUCGACACUCAGUGGUACAUCGUCUUCGACAGCACUGAGGGUGUCGCUACAUGCUAGAAGAUUGACGCGAAGGAUGCAUGGGUAAUCGUAAUGGAUGGACUUGGGCUAUAUUAAUGGACAAUGGAUUUACUUGGGCGUCUCCUUGACGGCGAGAGAGGGGAACUUGCGCGCGUAGUACUUCGCCCAUACUCGCUCAGCGCCUGAUAUAAAUGGGUAUCCUACGGCACUAAAAGCGGUUGAGCGAUCGUGCGCCAUGUCAUCUCCUCCUACUCGCCGACUGCUGAGGAUAGGCUACUUGCUAGCAUUCAGGACAUUCGGUGAGGCGGUCGAUGAGUGGCAUGGUCCUAGAAGACGCUGCUAUAUUUGCCCAAGAUGGCCAUCACAUUCUCCUGCGC